AUGGUGGAGAACUUCUAUAACUUUUUUGCUAAUGUUGGUAAGGAGGCUUAUGAAAAAUCCAGAGAAAAUCUUCCUGUGCAAGAGAGUGAAGAGAUUAUUACUAAUGCUAAUGAUGAAAUUCAAAACGCUAACAUUUUUAGACUAAAUCCUGUUGACUGUAAUACUGCCAUUUUAACUAUAGAAUCACUAAAAGAAAGUAACUCUUAUGACUCUGACGGAAUUUCCUAUCGGUUUAUAAAAGAUUCAUUGCCAGUAAUUGUCUUCUAUAUCAAGGUUAUCCUAAAUACCUCAAUAGUCACAAACACUUUCCCUGACUCUUGGAAACUUUCUCAUGUGAUUCCCCUAUAUAAAGGUUGUGAUAAAGAUAAUAGCCAGUAUGGAUUCCGUCAGAAGCUUUCGACUGACAAUGCUCUUAUGAAGGUUAGCGACAAAAUAUAUGAUAACAUAGACAAGAAAAAGUUAUCUCUCCUCAUACUACUAGAUUUAUCAAAGGCAUUUGAUGGUGUGAACCACAAAAUACUGAUGAAAAAGAUUAAGAUAUUGAAUAUUGAUCCCCUUUAG
Messenger RNA from Penaeus vannamei (Pacific white shrimp), 561 nucleotides. NCBI's taxonomy places the organism in Eukaryota, Metazoa, Arthropoda, Malacostraca, Decapoda, Penaeidae. The record is from RefSeq and is a predicted model, not a curated record.